Diceros bicornis minor is the source of this 837-nucleotide messenger RNA. RefSeq names its product MHC class I-like protein MILL2. The coding region runs from base 148 to 837 and encodes 229 amino acids. Gene Ontology annotation, cellular component: external side of plasma membrane. Gene Ontology annotation, biological process: immune response; antigen processing and presentation of endogenous peptide antigen via MHC class Ib; antigen processing and presentation of endogenous peptide antigen via MHC class I via ER pathway, TAP-independent. The record is from RefSeq and is a predicted model, not a curated record. The transcript has 3 exons. NCBI's taxonomy places the organism in Eukaryota, Metazoa, Chordata, Mammalia, Perissodactyla, Rhinocerotidae.
UUCCUGCUUUCUUAGGCUGAUUCCUCUUGGCCUCCUAUUUGCUGCAAAUACGCUUUACUUUGUAGACAACUUCCACUGGUGUAGAGUUUUAUUUAACUCACCAGGAGGCGAGCCCACUUGGUUUGGUAUCAGGACCUCUGGACGGGAAUGGGGAUAGGGUCCCCAGGGGUCCCCAGACCCCUGAGCCACCUGCUGCUCCUGUUGCUGCUGCUGGAGGAGUCGCGGGGGUUCCCCCCUGGAGCCCACACUCUCCGCUAUGACCUCAUGGCCCUGUCCCUGGACGGACCUGAGAAGCCCCAAUUCCUGGCCCUGGGAUACUUUGAUGAUGAGCUCUUCCUGCGCUAUGAUGGCGAGAGCCAGAGGGCAGAGCCCCGGGGUCUAGGGAUCAGGAUGGACCUGGGAGCUGAGACCUGGGAGAGAGAGGCCACGAACCUGAAGGAGAAGGAGCGGCAGCUCAGACAGUUGCUGGCAGAGAUCAUGGGCCAGCAGGGCCAGGGCUCAGAUCCCCCGUCAGUGACUGUGACCCGCAGUAAGAACCUGCUGGGCAAGGUCAUCCUGAAGUGCUGGGCUUUUAGCUUCUAUCCUCGGGAUGCCACCCUGACCUGGCUUCGGGAUGGGGAUCCCAUGCACCACGGCACCUUUGGGCCUGGGACCAACCUGCCCAGUGGGGACGGGACCUACCAGACCUGGGUGGACACUCGGAUCCUCCCUGGAGAGGAGCAGAGGUUCACCUGCCACGUGGGACACUGCGGGCUGAACACCACAGUCCCUGCAGUCUCUGGUGAGGAACUGGGGGAGCCCUUGGAUUCCAGGGAGCUGGAGGCAGAGUUGGUAUAG